Molecule: messenger RNA, 4195 nt
Organism: Cynoglossus semilaevis (tongue sole)
Lineage: Eukaryota; Metazoa; Chordata; Actinopteri; Pleuronectiformes; Cynoglossidae
Product: protein phosphatase 1D-like
Exons: 7
Coding region: 172-1524 (450 amino acids)
Biological process (GO): protein dephosphorylation
Molecular function (GO): protein serine/threonine phosphatase activity; cation binding
Source: RefSeq, a predicted model, not a curated record
UACGCACAACCGGACGUCUAGGGACGCCAGUAGAAGAUAAACAAAAAGGAAGGAAGCCUCCGGCCCAGCAGUCGCGGCAAAAUUGGUUUAAAAAUUGAGGUUUGCCAUAGCAGUUAAUGAGUACAUGUAUCGUUCAGUCGGUUGAAUAAUUAUUAGUCGGCUUUUACAGUCAUGGACGAGGCCAUAAUAUUCCGCAUGAGUGCAUUUUCUGAGCAAGGGGGUAGAAAAUACAUGGAGGAUGUUGUCGAUAUAAAAAUCGAGUAUGAGCCGUCGGCCUCGUCAGUCGAGGAUUAUUCCAAGUCUCAGAGACAUGGAGAAGAAAAGGCAGAGACUGAAGCUGCAGAAAAGACUGAAAACGACACACACGGGCGUCAAGCUGCCGCCGAGCCUAAACCAGCUUGUGCUGUGUGGGUGGAGAAUCUCUCCAGCGAGGACAUCAGCAACAACAGCGCGCCGGUACUGUGCGAAAAAGUCGCAGUGGAUACUCGCACGUCGGUGGCAUUUUUUGCCGUGUUCGACGGCCACGGCGGUCGGGAGGCGGCACACUUUGCACGGGACAAUCUGUGGGAUUUGUUGAAAAGGCAACGUGGGUUUUGGUCGAAGGAUCACAGCGAAGUAUGUGCUGCUCUGCGGAAAGGCUUUGUUGCCUGUCACCAUGCGAUGUGGAAAGAGCUGCCGGAGUGGCCAAAGACUAUAACUGGCCUUCCCAGCACAUCAGGCACCACGGCCAGCGUGAUCGUCAUCCGUGGCGAUCACAUGUAUGUUGCCCAUGUGGGGGAUUCAGCAGUCGUGGUUGGAGUAAAAGAAAAUGACUCUGAUAUCACACUUCAGGCACUUGAACUUACACAGGACCAUAAACCUGAACUUCCUAAAGAAAAAGAGAGGAUUGAAAGACUGGGUGGCAGCGUGAUGAAGAAAUCUGGUGUGAACCGCGUUGUGUGGAAGCGACCCAGACUGACCCAUAACGGCCCAGUGAGAAGAAGCACAGUAAUUGACCAGAUCCCCUUCCUGGCUGUGGCACGAUCCCUUGGUGAUCUGUGGAGUUAUGAUUUCUAUAGCGGGGAGUUUGUAGUUUCUCCUGAGCCUGAUACCACCGUGAUGAAACUUGACCCCAAGCGGCAUCACUACAUCAUCCUUGGCAGUGACGGACUGUGGAACAUGAUGCCCCCCAAAAAUGCCGUCAAUAUGUGUUAUAGCCAUGACAAAAUGGUGGGACCUAAAGGGAUGUCGUGUGCACGCAGGCUUGGAUGCACAGCACUACUGUUUUGGAAGGAGCGCAUGCUGCGCGCAGACAACACAACAGUUAUCGUGCUGGCGCUGCAGGAGCGUGGCGGACCUCCGAUACCUAUGCAUCGGGAUGAGAUUAUUGUUGACAUGGCUACAGGAAUUGACCAUGUUCCAUAUCUUGGGAGUCAUUACAACACAUACGAAGUGCCCAAGGAAGAGCAUGAGGAUGGAAUGUUUUAUGAGGAAGAGGACAUGUUCGGAGAAGAACAGGAAGGAUGGUCAUGCCUGGAGUGGUAGCGAGAGUGAUGUUGCCUCCUCCCAGUUCCUCCGGUUUACAGUAGACUGAUUGGGUGUUUGAGGAAGCUGCAGUCUGUGCCACCGUGCACUUCUCUCCUGAGCUCGCUCUAAACACACCACCGAUCUCACAAGCAGGACUCUGAAACCCAAAAUGACUAUGGUACAUCAGCCCUUUGACACAUUCUUGACCUGCACCUAUACGGUAAACUUAACAGUUGCCUCCAUCCACUCAGCAGGUCACCUGACACAGGCCCAGAAAAUGCCUAGUAGCAAAGUACAAAGUGACCAAUCCCCUUCAAAGUGGUGCUCAGAAAAAGUUGACCUCCCCCAAGGACAUCACAACAUUACCUUUCACCUUUGCGUUUUGCGUGUGUGGACGGUGUCCAAAAGUACCACUUUUCCCUAGAUGUAUACUUUUUUACAGAGUCGUCGUUGUAAAUAUGAGUGAAAUGUGAGAUUAUCGGCUGUGUUUUUAUGUCCUCCUCCUCCUCCUCCUCUUGUCCUCCAAAUUGUAGUGUUAUGUAAUUUACCGUCUAAAGUUUGGAGUUUUGUUCCUUUGAUACACUCUAUUUUCAUACCUCUUUGUACAGUAUAUCCAACAAGAUGUGUAUUUUGAACGAAAGCGGUGAUCGCUGCAAUUUGAAGUGACGUCACUGCACCUUGUGCUGCAUGGAAUUUUAAGCUUUUAACCGGAACAAAUUACCUCUUAUUUGUUCAGUAUGCUAUGGUUUUAAGUGUUCAGAAAUCUUCACACCACCCGGCUAGACGUUUUCGUCGUUUUCUCAAACAAGAGAAGCUGCUGUGUCAUAUUCAUAAUGAAACUUAGCCUGAAAACAUGCAUUUGUGAACUGUGCACAGAAACUCGAAGGAAAUCCUUAAGUAUUAGUCUACAACAAACAAGCAUUCAGCUUUUAUACGUGUUACUUUUUUUUAAUUCCCCCCUUUUUUUUAAAAAACGUUUUCUGUUUUUCCACUGAAUAGUGAACUUUAACAUGUGAGGACAUAUACAUUACAAUUCAGUCAAACUGGGCUAAAUCAAUACAUUUGCUAAGGACAGUGUGUAUGUGUGAAUGUAUUUAAAAUGUCACAGGUGUAUCCUGAUUACAGGACAUGUCUACACAUGGAAGUGAAUGGAGGUUUUCAUUUCUAAGCGUGACACAAGUGCAGUCUGUCCUUAUGACAGUAUAGAGACCAACUCCUCAACUGAGGAUGUCCAACCUACUACAAUAUUACAGUGAUUUUAUACAAUAAAUCCCAAUAUAUGGGUAGUAGCUGCUGAAGCCAUUUAAAUAACACGUAAUGUCAUUUUGUUUUUCUACAGUAAGAAUGACAUUGUAUGUUUGGAUAAUGGAAUUAACAUUUUACAAUAGUCAUUUUUAACAGUCAUCUGUGAUGAUGCGAACAUCCCCUUCGCACCAUUUUUUUUUAAAGAUGAAUUUAUUGCUAUACACUAUAGAUAAAAUUACUAGUAAAGUGACUAAGGAGAAAAUCUGUGUUUUUUGAUUAAUUUCCUUCCAUGACGGUAUCUCUUAUUUCCAGAUACCAAGUACGAUCAGCAUUUGUCACGUGAACCCUUGGAGUUUCACGUGAUUCAGUUGAGUUUUAGCUGUGCUGGUCUGUGACCUGUGAAGCCUGGACUUUACCUGAAAUGCCUCUUAAAAUACACAUCGCAACUUUUUAACUUAAAUCUUCUAAUAGUCCUAAUAAUCACUCAGUAGCCCUCACAACUACAAUACAAAUCGAUUCUCAAUUUUAUCUAAAUUCAGUCCUUACAGAUCAUCACAUACACUCAGAAAACAAUGUAAUCUGCUACAGCUUUGGUAAGAACAGGUGUGUAUCCUGCAACGCUGUCUUUUAUUAUCUUAACAUUGCGAUGUGAUGACGAUGCUUUUUUUAAAAAGAAAGUCUACAGACUCAGAGUACAUCAGAGGACCUGUACUUUAGUGGGAAUUCCAAUUGCGACCCUCUCUGCCCUGUUGUUUGCUCAGGUCAUUUUAUGUGUUUAUUUGCUUCUGAUCACACACUUAACAAUGUCUUCCACUUAUUUAUUGCAUGUUUCGUAUUUGCCAUUCAGUGUAUUCCAACGCAACACUUAAAAACGCCCGACGGUAUGUGCAUUGAAUAUAAGUGCUGGAUUUAUAUUUAUUGUUAAGUUAUAGAAAUUCUAACGUGUGUUAACAUGGCAGCUCACCUACUGUUUUUGCUGGUUCGUUUGCCUUAUUUUUUUACAUCGUAAUGGUUGCCUUCACACAUUGGUCAGAGGUGCUAUUCUCAUGUGUUACUCAUCCGGAGGCUGUUGACAGACAUGCGAGCUAUUGUGUAGUAACGUGAACUUGAUGUUGACUCAUUCCUAAGACACCAUAUAGCACCAUAUAGUCAAGAACGCAGCGUCAUUUUGUCAUCCGCGGCUCAGUACGGUAUACGAAUAACGACAACGUGUUGUGUGUAUAGUAAAUCCAAAUGCAGGUUGUUAUUGUUAUGCAAUGAAUAGUGUUCAGAGGCUCAGAGAGCAGGUGGAGUGAUGAUGGCUGUUUGUGAGUUCUUGGUUCAUUUUGGUUGUUACAAAGUCUUUAUAAUCCACUGCAGCCACAGUCUGCCAGCUCGACGCAACAUUACAUGCUUUGGCCACAAUGCAGUUUCCCGUGUGUUGUAUUAAAGUUCUCAUUUUCCA